UAAAGCUGCAAUGAAGCAAAUGUGCAAGUGUACAACAAAACCUAUUAAUUAUGCCUUCAAGACGAUGGCACCCAAUGGCUGUGCUGCCCAAAAUAUUCCCGUCAUGGAUCCGAUCACCAACGAAUUCUCCACUUUCAACUACACCAGAGGAGAGACAAGUAUUGUGGGCAACGUGAGCAACAUUCGCAUCUCCGGUCUAAGCAACUUCAUUAUCCUGAAUGGUGAAAUGGAUCCGAACACGUUCCAAGUCAACUUCGACUUCUUGUUCCCGGAGCUGCAAAUUCUGGGAUCCACCAUAAUGGAAGGUGUUUUCAACAUGUUUGGUUUCUCGUUCCCCAUGAACCAAAACAUGCUGCUUAACGAACGACUGGAGCAAUUACGCAUCGUCGGCGAAUACACCUUUGCCCAGAGCCUCAUUAACUCCAAUGGACUGCGCCUCAAGGAUGUUAAGCUCAACUUUUAUGUUGGCGAAGUGAAGAUCGAAAACUGGGACUCACUGUGGAAUAUUUCGGCCAACAACUUUUACGAUGGCUUGUCCAGCCAAAUGUUAGCGUUUUUGGCUAAGGAGAUACAGCCCAGCAUGGAUCAAAUUGUGGCCGAGUAUGUAGUUCCUCCGAUGAACAAUAUGCUCUCCAAUUUCAGCAUGACUCAGAUUACCUCGUUCUUUGUUAAUACCGCCAAGUCAUGGACCAGUGAAAACUGUAAUGCUUCAGCCUAA
This is a messenger RNA of Drosophila hydei, 718 nucleotides long. RefSeq lists its product as uncharacterized. The coding region runs from base 11 to 718 and encodes 235 amino acids. Lineage: Eukaryota; Metazoa; Arthropoda; Insecta; Diptera; Drosophilidae. The record is from RefSeq and is a predicted model, not a curated record. The transcript has 2 exons.